Hevea brasiliensis (rubber tree) is the source of this 1272-nucleotide messenger RNA. RefSeq lists its product as uncharacterized. NCBI's taxonomy places the organism in Eukaryota, Viridiplantae, Streptophyta, Magnoliopsida, Malpighiales, Euphorbiaceae. The transcript has 6 exons. The record is from RefSeq and is a predicted model, not a curated record. The coding region runs from base 200 to 802 and encodes 200 amino acids.
UCCAACAAAUGUCAAUAUUGUAAUCUUCACCCACAUUUCAUCACUCGUAGGAGGAGGUUGUUUAAAAAAAAUAACAGCAGAAUUAAGCUAAUAUUUUUUGGGGUCUAUUUUCUAGGUGUGUUUUAUCGCUUUCUUGUUGGACCCUUUUCUUGUAAUGCUCUUUUAAUCAUCAUCACCACUUUGUUGUUCCCCACAAACUAUGAAGAAAUACAAUUUCAACUUCUCUCUUUUUUCUCUCCAUAUUCUUCUCCUCACUCUUUUCGCACGCAAUCCAGCUGCCAUUUCUCAAAACUCGAUGUCAGAAGAUGGUUGGUGUUCUUUUGUUUUCUGUGGGCAAGGGACAUGCAAGAAUACUAUUCUUGGUUUUGAGUGCGAGUGCUAUGCCGGUUGGAGCAAGAUUCAGAUUGGUUUUUUGACCUUUCUUCCUUGCUUAAUUCCUAAUUGCACAAUUGAUUUGCAAUGUGGUAAUGGAUCACCGCCACCACCUCCAUCGGCUCCUCUCCCUCUGCCUCCACUAAAUUUAACAGACCCUUGUCAAUUAAUUUGGUGUGCCGAUGGAUCCUGCUUGCCUAACGGAACAGGACAUAUAUGCCAGUGUAAUGAAGGCUCAGCGAAUUUGUUGAAUAAUACAGAGUUGCCAUGUUUUCAAGAAUGCUACUAUGGAGCAGAUUGCAAUGGUCUUGGGCUUGGUCCACCGGUUCCUCCACCACCAUCAGGUUCUUCAGAAGUGUUAAACUCCUGGAUGAGUCUUGGUGUUCUAACCAUGAUAUUGUUAGCAGCUACUUUCCUAACAUUGUUUUAGAGACAAAUACCCAAUGAUGGGAUCACCAAGAAAACAAGGAGAAAUUACAGAAGGCAUCCGAUGCGCCAACUCAAUAUAUAAUAAGCCAAUAUUAAAUUGACAUGUGGUAUCAAUAGCUUUGAAAGCAAAUAUGUAAUUUCAGUAAAAAAAUUUUGAAAAAAAAAAAGCAAUUUUAGUUAAACAGCAGCUCUAAUAUCAUACCAAAUAUGCCACUUGUUAAUUUAAUAUUGCCAUAUUGUAUGUUGAGCGGGCACAACCGAUCCAUCAAAUAAUUUCUCCAAAAAAAGUGCUCAUGGUAAGCUCUUUAUUUUCUCUUAAAAUAAGGUGAACAACACAAUAAUUAUGCUUUUAUUAUUAAAGAUUAUGUAUACAGGUUGUUGAGAGAUAAUAAACACUGCUACAAGAAACAUUUGCUUCUUAUCCUAUCGAUACAAGCAAAAAGUUCAGAAAAAUUUAACAUCACUAUUCUU